This is a messenger RNA of Heteronotia binoei (common prickly gecko), 2930 nucleotides long. It is a transcript of the gene ARSB, whose product is annotated as arylsulfatase B. Bases 330 to 1886 code for a protein of 518 amino acids. The record is from RefSeq and is a predicted model, not a curated record. The transcript has 8 exons. Lineage: Eukaryota; Metazoa; Chordata; Lepidosauria; Squamata; Gekkonidae.
AGGAUUCUGGGACUGCAGUGCAAAGAUGUGAUCUAGCACGGAAAACAAGCCGCCCAUUUUCUAGCGAGAAGAGUUGGACUUUUUCACCCGCCUUGAUACUGCAGCAGCCUUAACUGGCGUCUGCUACGCACCUGCUGCUACCCAACUACUCGAGGCCCUCCCAGCCCCUUUGCGUGUCCUUCCACCACUCCGAGUUCCGGUUUCUUUUCCUCCCCGGUGGGCGGAGCGGAAGGCGCGGCUUGGCGUUCGGAGGCAUGAGACUGACCGUAGGCUGUGCUGAGUCCUCCUUCCUGGGCUGCCAGUUCCUUUUGCGGGUCUAGCGAGCGGCGAUGCUGACGCGCCUGGGCUCCAGGCCCCUUUUUCUGCUGCUUCUCUGCUUGCGCUUCUGCCUCAGCCCGGCGCCGCCGAGGCCUCCGCACUUGGUGCUGGUGCUGGCCGAUGACCUGGGCUGGAACGACGUGGGCUGGCACGGCUCGGAAAUCCUCACGCCGACCCUCGACGCGCUGGGGGCCAGCGGGGUGCGCCUGGAGCGCUACUACACGCAGCCCCUGUGCACCCCGUCCCGCAGCCAGCUGCUCACCGGCAGGUACCAGAUCCAUACAGGUUUACAGCAUGAAAUAAUUUGGCCAUGUCAACCCAGCUGUGUCCCACUGGAUGAAAAACUCCUACCUGAACUAUUAAAGGAAGCAGGAUAUGUUACCCAUAUGGUGGGCAAAUGGCAUCUGGGGAUGUAUAGAAGAGAAUGCCUUCCUACCCAUAGAGGUUUUGAUACUUACUUUGGUUACCUUCUUGGAAGCGAAAACUACUAUUCUCAUGAGCGUUGUGUGGCCAUUGAAUCAAAAAAUGUAACACGAUGUGCCCUUGAUUUUCGAGAGGAAGAAGAAGUUGCAGUUGGAUAUGAAAAUAUUUACUCUGCCAAUAUAUUUACCAAAAGAGCUGUAGAUCUUAUAGUCAGUCAUCAAACUGAGAAGCCUCUCUUCCUCUACCUUGCUUUGCAAUCUGUCCACGAACCUCUUCAAGUCCCUGAGAAAUAUAUAGAACCGUACUUCUUCAUCCACAAUGAAAAUAGACGCAAGUAUGCCGGAAUGGUAUCUCUUAUGGAUGAAGCUGUAGGAAAUGUCACUGCAGCCUUGAAGAGCCGUGGACUUUGGAACAACACUGUUUUCAUCUUCUCUACAGAUAAUGGAGGCCAAACGUUGGCAGGUGGAAAUAACUGGCCGUUAAGAGGAAGGAAGUGGACCCUAUGGGAAGGAGGCGUGAGAGGGGUUGGAUUUAUUACAAGCCCUUUACUAAAACGGAAGGGAGUGGAAAGUCAUGACCUUAUUCACAUUUCUGACUGGCUGCCAACUCUGGUGAGCCUCGCUGGAGGACAUAUAAAUGGCACAAAGCCUUUAGAUGGCUUUGAUAUGUGGAAAACGAUCAGUGAAGGAAAACCUUCCCCCCGAAAGGAGCUGCUUCAUAACAUAGACCCAGUGUUUGUGGAUCCUUCUCCAUGUGCAGAUACAAGCAAAAGUGCAGCACUGCAAAGUAAUUAUUUUUCAUGGGAAGAUUCAAUUUUCAAUACUUCCAUACAUGCUGCAAUUCGAUAUGGAAAAUGGAAACUAUUAACAGGCAACCCAGGCUGUAGUCACUGGUUUCCAGCACCACCAUUAUUCAACGAGUCAAAAACGCUGUCCUCUGACCCACCAACAAAGAAACUUUGGCUCUUUGAUGUUGUUAAUGAUGCUGAAGAAAGAAACGAUUUGUCCGAACAAUAUCCUGGCAUUGUGAAAAAACUUCUCUCCCGUCUUCAACAGUACUACAAGAACUCUGUUCCUGUAUUCUACCCAGACAAUGACCCCCGUUGUGACCCAGGAGCAACUGGGGCCUGGGGACCUUGGAUGUAGAAAACUGCACAGCACAGCUGGAAGAGUAUGUAUGCUGCAUGGGUUAUAAGGCUGAUUUCCUUCCUACACAUGUGCACAAAACGUUCCCUAGUAUACAAGUAGAGACCCAUUUGUACAAAAAUGCACCAAGGGAAUCAGUCCAAUGACUGGCAGUGUAAUCCUAAGAAUACUUUCCUGAGAGUAAGUCCCAUUGAAUAGACUUGAGUAGAAUUCAGCAUAGACCUACUUAGGAUUGGUCUUUCAGGGACCUUGCAGAAAUCUGGUUGGCUUUAUUUUAUCUCAACAGAGUCAGCUUUGGGGCAGCCUUUGGGUUCAAUUCUUCUUACUCAAAGUAUUUUGAGGGUUACAGUUUCCACUCUUGAUAGUGCUUGAAGUUCUAUUAAAAUUAUAACUCUGCCAUUUAGAUGUUAGCUUUUGUCCCUGACAUGUUUCCAAAGCAGAGGGUAAAAUGAUGCCGCUUUCCCAAAAUUGCUGGCCAGCUGGGAAACAUUAUUUCAGUUGGAAAGCUCUGAGUCAUGGGGGCAGAGCCUUCCAAAUUCUUUCGCAUUUUAAGUCAGAUGCUAGAUUUUGUACUUGCCAGCAGCAGCCAGUUUUUACUGGAGGCUGAUGCAGAGUUGUAAAGCAAAAGCAGCCAGUUGUUGAGUUCACUUGGCAUUCCAUUUUCUCACUUUUACCUCUUUGCUCUCUGUCUCUUUGUCAUGGGAGGAUUUUGAAAUCUCCAAGCACAACCUUGCCUUGCUGCUCACCAAAAUGGCCCAGUUCAUUAGAUUCCAUUAACAUUAGAUUCCAGAUUCUGCAGGCAGAACACCUAAGUUUGCAUCAUGAAUGCAUAGUGGUGGAAACUAUGCUGAUUUUUUUUUCUUUGUAUGAUUACAGAGAUCUUGUUGAUAUUGUGGGAAAUACUGUCUGAAUGAGAUUUAUUUGUUUGUAUUUAUAUGCUUCAUCACUAUCCUUCCCACCCCCCCAAGGAGGUUAUAACAACAUUUAAGCUUCACAAUAAAGUUAGCAAAGAGCCAUCUCCUAAGCACCCGGUCUGUACAGGAA